This is a messenger RNA of Dermatophagoides pteronyssinus (European house dust mite), 1502 nucleotides long. It is a transcript of the gene Nurf-38, whose product is annotated as Inorganic pyrophosphatase Nurf-38. Gene Ontology annotation, biological process: phosphate-containing compound metabolic process. Gene Ontology annotation, molecular function: magnesium ion binding; inorganic diphosphate phosphatase activity. NCBI's taxonomy places the organism in Eukaryota, Metazoa, Arthropoda, Arachnida, Sarcoptiformes, Pyroglyphidae. The record is from RefSeq and is a predicted model, not a curated record. Gene Ontology annotation, cellular component: cytoplasm.
AAAAUUUCAUUGCUGAAAGUGCGUGGAUUCAUCAUCAUCGUCAUCGAUUUGGACUCAUUUUUGUUAGCCGGCUCAACAGUCUGUCAUUCAUAUCGUUGAUUUUCGUCGUUAAAGUGAUCAUCAAAUCCAAUCCAGAUAGUUUUCAUCUAUAUUUGAUCAAUAAACUUAUUAUUGACAUAGUUUUUUUUCUAUCUCUCUUUAUUAAAUAUUGAUUGAUAAAUCACCCUAAUCAGAAAUAUUUUCUUUAAUUAUUUGAAAACAAUGUCUAUUAGAUCAAUAAAUUUAUUGACCAGACAAACGAUACCAGGAUCUUUAAUAUCAAUCAUUGGUAUUAAUAAUAAUUUUCAUAAUCGUUAUAUUUACUUCUCCUUCAAACAUCCUCAUCAGUCCUUCAAAUAUCAUCAUUUAUCAUCCAUAGCAUCAUUAUCGAUAAAUUUUUCAAUAUCAAAAAACGUACAUUAUAAACAACAACCGUAUAACAUUGGAAACAAAGUUCAUUUUGUUCAAAAUCAUCAAUUAAGAAAAUUUUUUGCCACUAAAACCAAUAAUAAAAUGUCUACAAAUUAUUCUGUUGAUAAUCGUGGUGCAUUGAAUUCACUUGAUUAUCGUAUUUAUUUCAAAAAUGAUAGUAAUGGAAAAAUAAUUAGUCCUUGGCACGAUAUCCCAUUGUUUGCCGAUAAAUCGGCUAAACAAUACAAUAUGGUUGUUGAAAUUCCACGUUGGACUAAUGAAAAAAUGGAGAUUGCAACUGCCGAACCAAUGACGCCAAUAAAACAGGACGUUAAAAAAGGUGCACUUCGUUAUGUGAAAAAUGUCUUCCCUCAUAAAGGAUACAUAUGGAAUUAUGGUGCCUUUCCACAAACAUGGGAAAAUCCUAAUCAUAUUGAUCAAGGAACUAAAGCAAAAGGUGAUAAUGAUCCGAUUGAUGUCAUUGAAAUUGGUUCACGUAUAGCUAAACGUGGUGAUGUUAUACCGGUAAAAAUACUUGGUACAAUUGCAUUGAUUGAUGAAGGUGAAACUGAUUGGAAAAUCAUCACUAUUGAUACACGUGAUGAAUUGGCUGGUCAAAUGAAUAAUGUUGAUGAUGUUGAAAAAUUAUUACCUGGUUUACUUCGAGCAACAGUUGAAUGGUUUAGAAUCUAUAAAAUUCCUGAUGGUAAACCUGCAAAUAAAUUUGCCUUCAAUGGUGAAGCUAAAGAUCGUGAAUUUGCCGAAAAAGUUGUUGAAGAAACGCAUCAAUAUUGGCGAGAAAUGAUGGAAAACAAAGCUGGUGAACAUCAAUUAGAUUUGAAGAAUAUAACACUUGGUAAUUCAUAUACCAUCAAUGAUGAACAGGCGAAACAAUUUUUAGAAACGCGACCUGCUAGUAAUACUGUUGAACCAAAUCCUAUUGCCGAUCAGGUGGCAAUUGAUAAAUGGCAUCAUGUUAAAUUGAUCUAAAGCUAUCUUUUUCCUUCCAAUAGAGAUAAUUAGAAAUUGACGAAUCCGAUUUUCCAAAAAAA